AUGAUAGAGAUAUCAAUUUCGUAAAUCAGCUUAAAAUAAGCAUUGGGCAAUUGCUAAAUCAACAUUGGAGUCAAAUGCGGUACAUUUCUUAAAUAUAAUCAGGUGAAAGGAAAGAAAUAUUGUAUUAAUAGUUAUCAUCAACUCAAAAAAUAAUCAAAUAUUCCUAGCCUCAUCAAUAUGUAUUUGACACCCAAAACACUAAAUUUGUAAACCUCUAGUCAUUAUAAUACUUAGCUCUAAUUUUAUAUUGAAACCCCUGAUGAACAAGGGUACAUCAAACUUUUAGGAAGUUCAAAACUCCUUAUUAAUGAUGUCCAAGGAAGAGAAGUAUCUCAUAAAAUCGAACUUGAACAUGGUAACAUUAUGAAUCUCGUAUUGCGAUGCACUACAGAAGUACGAAACUCUGCGAAAUAAAUCCCUGUUAUCAACAAUAGGAUGGAUAAUUAUCAUAUGAUGUCAGUAAACAAGUCAGAACCAAUCAUAAACAAAAAACGUUAUGGAAGUCCUUAGCCCAACAAAAAUUAACCAUCUCGCUCCCCUUAACAUAAGAAAUUACCACCUUAACCGCAACCUCAACCUGUUGUGAUGUAAUAAUAGCAACAAUUUCUGCAAUAACAACCACAAUAACAAUUACUAUAACCUACUAGCAGCAAUUUAAGUAAAAGUAGUGCUUCAAGCAUAAAACAAUAAAAAAUAUUGGAAGAUUAUAAAUAAAUUAUGCAAAAUAGCAUACUCGAUGAAAGCGAAGAAUUUCAAAGUAGUCCAGAUCACAGAAUAGAUCCACCCUAACCUAUUAUGGAAUUUCAAAAUAAAAAUAGUGUUACUCCAAGAUAGAGUUCUAGAUAAAUUGACGAAAUCCAAUUAGCAUAAUACAAAUAAAUGGUCAAAGAAUUAUCAUUACUACUUGAUGUCUAAUAGGACUGUGAUUCCAUUGUUUAUGCUGUAUAAUAGUUGUUAUAGAAAUACAGAGCUUAAAGUGAGUAAAUUAUGAAAAUAUAAUGCGAUAAUCAAAUAUUGUUCAGUCAAUAUAGCAGUCUAUAAUAACAAAAAAGUCUUAUAGAAACGAAGUCAGACGAAUUCAGAAAUCAGAUUAAAUCAAAAUUAAAAACAUACAAAACCUUAUUUGAUGAAAAUGUUUCACUUAAAAAUCAACUUAAAGAUGAUCUCUAAAAAAUAGUUGAUCUUAAUAUACAGAUUAGAGAAUUAAAGGGAGAUCAAUAAGAAAAACAAUUAAUAGACUCUGAAAUUCAAACUCUAAAGUAACAAAUAGAUAAAGUGGCUUCGAAUGUUGAUCAAAAAUAGUAUGAUUAUGCAAUACUAACUGAAGAAAUUAACUUAAUUCAAUUUAAUGUAUGA
This is a messenger RNA of Paramecium tetraurelia, 1356 nucleotides long. RefSeq lists its product as uncharacterized. The transcript has a single exon. The record is from RefSeq and is a predicted model, not a curated record. Lineage: Eukaryota; Ciliophora; Oligohymenophorea; Peniculida; Parameciidae.